This is a messenger RNA of Gloeophyllum trabeum ATCC 11539, 913 nucleotides long. RefSeq lists its product as uncharacterized. The coding region runs from base 58 to 720 and encodes 220 amino acids. NCBI's taxonomy places the organism in Eukaryota, Fungi, Basidiomycota, Agaricomycetes, Gloeophyllales, Gloeophyllaceae. The record is from RefSeq and is a predicted model, not a curated record. The transcript has 3 exons.
CAUUCUCCGCCUCCAUAGCUCUCCCGUCCGGGGUUGAGGCCUGAGGACCUUUCAGCGAUGCCGGUGCAGCUGGGUGAACAAUGCGAACAUUGCUUGAAGCACCCGCAGAAGCUUGGCCAUCCUGACGAAUCCCGUUGCUGUCGGUGCUUACCAGAUGCUGCCAUUCUACGCAACUGCUCCCGCUGCCAAUCGACGCGCUAUUGCGGCAAAGAGUGCCAGAAAGCCCACUGGGCUGAACAUAAGCAGUCUUGCACGAAUACUGUACACUUAAAGCAAUUGCGGGAGAGUUUGGGUCCAGAAGUCACCCGACGACACAUCGCUUUCGAGAAGUGGGGCUGGAAGUAUCUGCAUAUUCUCACUCGCGCAGCCAUGAGUGCAAUCGAGGUGGCGAAGGACCCAAACAGAAUGAAUACACAUAUCUUUGUGGUCCACUUGGAGACCGUCGACACCUCGGACAACGGGCGUAAUCCCAAAUAUGCCGUAAAAGAAGCGCACUGUCGCACGCUGGAGGAGCUGUACCUCAUGAGACCCUGGACAUCCUUCGCUGCCAUGGAGCAGUCAAUAGCGCCUGGACCGGGACAUGUUAUAGUCAUGGACGACGUGCUUCCCGGAGGCUUGGGAGUGCAGACUCGUCCUGUCCGUACUGACUGGGACCCUAGGAUGAUUCCAUACAACCCGAUGUGGCUGAUAUUGCUCCGCGAGGAAACCCGCGCGGGGUAAGGCCAGUUUCAUCGGGGAUGUUACCGCGCUGAGAGGGCUAAGAGACGGUGAUACGGAAACAACGAAUCAGGAUGGCAUUGGGUAUUGACUAGGAAUGCGAUAUAUGUAUGAGUACCAAGGAUGGUUUCUGUAUAGAUUCAGUGGACUACGGGGGGAUUAUGAAGCCAUAUGAAUGAUUCGUGCCUUGUCGAGC